AUGCCUACACCAAUAACCUUAGACAACUGGUCACUUACAUUUUACGGAACUACAACAGAUCCAUGGCAAGCACAAGAAAGUAACGUUGUAACAACAGAACCAACAACUGACGCUGUAACAACACGAUCUAUAACUACUGACACCAUAACAACAAAGGCAACAACUACUUCUGACAUACCAACAACAAGAACAACUACUGACGCUGUAACAACACAAGAAAUAACUACUGACAGCAUAACAACAAAGGCAACAACUACUUCUGACAUACCAACAACAGAAACAACUACUGACGCUAAAACAACACAAAAAAUAACUACUGAUACCAUAACAACAAAGGCAACAACUACUUCUGACAUACCAACAACAGAAACAACUACUGACGCUGAAACAACACGAAAAAUAACUACUGAUACCAUUACAACAAAGGCAACAACUACUUCUCACAUACCAACAACAAAAACAACUACUGACGCUGUAACCACACGAAAUAUAAUUACUGAUACCAUAACAACAAAAGCAACCACGACUGCUGACGUAACAACAACGAAGACAACUACUGACGCUGUAACAACACGAAAAAAAACUACUGACAGCAUAACAACAAAAGCAACAACCACUGCUGACAUACCAACAACAAAAACAACUACAGACACUGUAACAACUCCGGGUAAGUAG
Mytilus californianus (California mussel) is the source of this 675-nucleotide messenger RNA. RefSeq names its product salivary glue protein Sgs-3-like. Bases 1 to 675 code for a protein of 224 amino acids. The transcript has 3 exons. The record is from RefSeq and is a predicted model, not a curated record. Lineage: Eukaryota; Metazoa; Mollusca; Bivalvia; Mytilida; Mytilidae.